AUGUCCACCGCGGCCCCCUCUACGCCUACCGCCGUGCGCAAUCCAACCUCAUAUCGAAGCCCGCCCCUGGAGUCUGGCUCUCCGUCGAGGACACAGAGUACCAGCGGCCGUCCGCACCAGAAAGCUCAUAGUCGAACCGGCUCCAGGUCCUAUUCCCAGGAACCAAGCGGCCAUACACGCACCGCGAGCAAUGCUCGACGGGACUACGAGCCACAGCCUUCCACCACCACCGCUCGACCAAGCACCACUGGUCGUAGCUCCUCGAAGGACAGAGCACGAGAGGUUUCCUCGUCUUAUCGCCCUGACCCUUCCCGCACCCAUCGUCGCGCGUCAUCUCGGCCCACAAACGGUGAUAGCGUCGACAUGGCCCGUUCAAACUCCGCCGCCGUCGAUGGCGCGUCGCAUCCCCCUGCAAGCAAUAGUCAUACCUCCAAUGGUGCCUCGCUAGCUGCCCAGCCCAAGAGACGUACUACGAUCACUACGCCUUCAGGACAGUGGGCACUUGGCAAAACAAUCGGCGCUGGAAGCAUGGGGAAAGUCAAGCUAGCAAAAAACCUUGAAACUGGAGAACAGGUUGCCGUCAAGAUCAUUCCUCGCCACACCAACGACGAACAGCGCAGCACUCGCGAGAAUGAAAGGGCAGAUCGUUCAAAAGAGAUACGGACCGCGAGAGAGGCGGCUAUCGUAACCCUCUUGAACCAUCCGUAUGUCUGCGGAAUGCGAGAUGUCGUUCGCACAAACUACCACUGGUAUAUGCUGUUUGAGUACGUGAAUGGCGGUCAGAUGCUCGACUACAUCAUCUCCCAUGGCAAGUUAAAGGAAAAGCAAGCCCGGAAGUUUGCUCGCCAAAUCGCAAGCGCUCUUGACUACUGUCAUAGAAACAACAUCGUACACCGUGAUCUCAAAAUCGAGAAUAUUCUCAUCAGCAAGACGGGUGAUAUCAAAAUCAUCGACUUCGGCCUCAGCAAUCUGUUCUCACCCAAAGGCCAACUCAAGACGUUCUGUGGAAGUCUGUAUUUUGCUGCCCCUGAGCUACUACAAGCUCGCCAGUACACUGGACCCGAGGUUGACGUGUGGAGUUUUGGUAUCGUCCUUUACGUUCUCGUUUGCGGUAAGGUCCCAUUUGACGACCAGAGCAUGCCGCAGCUUCACGCGAAAAUCAAAAAGGGAGUAGUCGAAUACCCGCCUGGUCUCUCGUCAGAUUGCCGCCAUAUCAUUUCCCGCAUGUUGGUCACUGAUCCGAAGCAACGGGCCUCGCUGGCCGAAAUCAUGCAGCAUCCUUGGAUGACAAAGGGAUACAGUGGAGUGCCGGAGAAUUACCUCCCACAGCGCGAGCCACUGAAGCUACCCCUGGACCAGGAAGUCAUCCAGAAGAUGACUGGAUUCGAUUUUGGUCCACCAGAAUUCAUCUCUUCGCAGCUCACCAAGAUCGUUGAGUCUGACGAGUAUCAGGAAGCCGUCAGAAGCAGCGCAAAAGAACAGCAACAUCAUAACCCGAACCCCUUAAACGAAAAGCGACGAGGAGUUUUCGAUUUUUAUAAACGUCGCAACUCCAUGAGCAAAGACAAUCUAUCCAUUUCUCCGUCAUUUGAAACGAUGCAUUCAUUCGGUGACCCUUCGAGUGGUUUCCACCCGCUCAUCUCAGUGUACAAUCUCGUGAAGGAGAAGCAGGAUAGAGAAAAUCCCCAAUUGCAUCCUGGUGGCCUCCCUGCGCCCGCAGACACCUCACUGAGGCAACCGGAUCUUCCCAUGCCAGAAGCUGCGUAUACCAACCAAAAUGCGUACGAAGUUCCUGGAGAGAAGGACUCGGGAGGAAGGUCUCGCCCAAGAGCUAGAACGCACGGCGACGAUGACUUGACUGAAGGAGUGAAGAACCUGGCCGUGGCUAAGCCGCCCGUCCAGCAGGCGGUGUCGCCAACCAUAGUAGCCCCUCCCGUUGAAACUGCUCCGCCAAAGAAGGAGAGUGCCGCUGCUGGCUUGUUGAGACGCUUCAGCACGAGAAGAACACGAGACAGAGGACGUGAGGCAGAGAGAGAUAGACUGCCAGUCCAACAGCCCGCGUCUGCGCAUGCACACCUCGCCGAAGACCUCCUCGCGCCUAGGAAGAGCUUUAGUGUACGAAGGUCUAGACGUGGAGAGGCAGCCCCAGGCAACCUCCAUCCUAGUGGCAGCCACUCUCAGUAUCCUGACAUCCCGCAUGGGUCUAAUUCUGGCCUGUCUCCUUCUCGAGCAAACAAUAUCCUCGCAAGAUCAACAAGUGUGAACUCUGGAGAAAACCGUAUCCGAAGAGGUAACAGGAGAGGACCUUCAGGUUACCUUUCAUCGCCAGCAAAUGAACCAGGACUAGCCAGCGGAUCAGACCAAUCUAAUCUACAUGUCCAAAAGACGAAACCCAACGAGCAAGCAAAUGAGCCAAAGAAUACCUACCCCCCUCAGGCUAGGACUAAGUCGUUGGGACAUGCGAGACGCGAAAGCAUUCAAGCCCGCCGCGCUCGUCGAGAGGAAGCAAAGGAAGCCCAAGUCCCCGAGGAGACGGAUACAGAGGUCCUCGAUGGCCCCAACGCCGUGACAGGCACCGGCGAAGACCUGUCAAAACCAGUUUAUCUCAAGGGCCUGUUCAGCGUAUCUACUACCAGCAGCAAACCACUACAAUUUAUACGCUCCGACAUCAUACGUGUUCUCAAACAGCUUGGUGUUGAAUAUGUCGAGAUAAAGGGAGGUUUCAGCUGUCGUCACGCCCCAAGCAUAGACCUCAACCGCGUCGUUGAUGCCAACCCUCCAAGUCCCGAGAGACAAGGGCCAGUUUCUGGCCAUCGUCGCCGAAUCAGUUUCGCCGGCCUCCGCGCCCAUGCAACCGCCGAAGAAACGCAAGAACACAAACCAUCGCCCACCAAAGCGCCACGCCGUAGCCAGCGAGCUCCUGAUCAAAGCUUCGUCACCAACUCUGAAGGGUCGGACGAAUACGUUGCGCCUCGUGACAGCACUGCCGGUGGCGAGCGUGUGGUAGGCGAGACCACCACAAAGGUCCAAACGGACACUGGCGCAAACCUCGUCCUCCGUUUUGAGAUCGUUAUCGUCAAGGUGCCCCUCUUCUCUCUACAUGGUAUCCAAUUCAAGAAGGUGUCCGGAGGUAUGUGGCAGUACCGAGAGAUGGCGAAGAAGAUCCUAGAUAACCUCAAGCUAUAA
Messenger RNA from Arthroderma uncinatum, 3186 nucleotides. Its product is annotated as protein kinase kin1. NCBI's taxonomy places the organism in Eukaryota, Fungi, Ascomycota, Eurotiomycetes, Onygenales, Arthrodermataceae. Gene Ontology annotation, biological process: intracellular signal transduction; protein phosphorylation; microtubule cytoskeleton organization. Gene Ontology annotation, cellular component: cytoplasm. Gene Ontology annotation, molecular function: ATP binding; protein serine/threonine kinase activity; tau-protein kinase activity. The transcript is spliced from 3 exons. The record is from RefSeq and is a predicted model, not a curated record. The coding region runs from base 1 to 3186 and encodes 1061 amino acids.